This is a messenger RNA of Girardinichthys multiradiatus, 2708 nucleotides long. RefSeq names its product ICOS ligand-like. Gene Ontology annotation, biological process: negative regulation of T cell proliferation; cell surface receptor signaling pathway; cellular response to lipopolysaccharide. The transcript is spliced from 5 exons. The record is from RefSeq and is a predicted model, not a curated record. Gene Ontology annotation, cellular component: external side of plasma membrane. NCBI's taxonomy places the organism in Eukaryota, Metazoa, Chordata, Actinopteri, Cyprinodontiformes, Goodeidae. The coding region runs from base 264 to 1205 and encodes 313 amino acids.
CCACCCCCGCCUAUACAGCGGGCCCUCACCGGAUCUUUGCUGUCAGACGCCAGCGAGCCUUCUAUCUGGUGUGUUCACUGUUCUUACAUUAACGUCUAUCAGCUGUGUCUCUGUUUAUUUCAGUCAGAAGUGACUUAAAACAGGAGAUGAGGUAUGGCAGAAGAAGCCGCAGCAUGACUGAUGAAAGGUGUGUGUAGGGCUCGGCGCAGGACAAGGAAGUGAGGCCGAACCGACAUUUUUUGUAUUUGUCUUGACUAUAAAUAAUGAACGAGUUUCGUGCCAGUGAACGUGCGAUGCAGGUGGUGCCGUGGCGCGGCGCAGCGCUGCUGCUCUGCUGCGUGUGUUUGUGCGCCGGUGUGGAGAAAGAUUGUGUUCUUGGUAAAGUAGGGGAGCCAGUCUUACUGCCCUGCCUUUAUCCUGCCCUGAGUAUAUUUUUGAACUUUUCCAUCGAGUGGAGAAAAUACGAUAAAGUUGUGUUCAGAUCACUGUGGGAUGAGGAUGGGAACGUGGAGACGUGGAGCGUUAAUCAUGUCAGGAUUCCCACAGAUGCACCUCUCACUGGAAACUUCUCCCUGGAGCUGCCAUCAGCUCAUCCCAAACAUGACAGGAGCCAAUACAGGCUUUUCUUGCUUUCAGGGGAGAAUCAGAGUGCGCCACUGUGUACCAUGUGCCUCAGGAUUGCAGCCAGUUUCAGAACCCCCGAGGUGAAAAAGGAACACACAGAAGAAAAUGAUGAGUCAACCUACCUGUGUCACUCCUCAGGAGGCUACCCCGAGCCUGUAGUUUACUGGCUCAUCAACAACAGCCAGGAGCCCCCCGAUGGCUCCGUAAGAACCCAGGUUGAGGCGCUUCCCGACUCUCAUCUGUACAACAUCACAAGCCAGCUGACAGUCAACAUUCCCAAAGAUGCCACUGUGUCAUGCACCAUCAAGAAUCCGUCUAUGAAUGAAACGCUAACAUCCAAAUACGGAGCGAGCCCCAACCCUGUAGAGUGGCAGGCGUCACAUGGCAUGUGGAUCUUCAGCACUGUCCUGUGUGUGGUGGUCGCCAUCAUGGUGAUUGCCGGGGUGUACUAUCAGAUCCACCUGGACAGGAUAAACAAGAGGAGGAAGAAGGAAUACGAGGAACCACAGAGAGGAAGACGAUAUCAAUGGAAGCAGGCAGCUGAGGCCAUGAUGCCGGAGCAAGUCGAGACUGACGUGUGAAAAAAAAACAACUGAUCUACUGUUUCUUUUUAAUUGUCUGUCCAAAAAAGCACUAACAUGUAAAUAGUCUUGAAUCACUAAGUGUUGCAUUUUCUAGAUGUUUAUACGACACUAGCUACCAGCCGCCUGCUGACCAAUUACAGUCUGAAACUGCAGGGGCACUCAGCUUUAGUGUGAAGAGGAUAGAUUUGAUGUCAAGCCACGUCCAAUAGACUAGUGGUUAUAAUGUUAAUGCAGAUCUCCUUACAUCCAUUAACACAAAAACACUGGGAGCAAAGCUCAUUCUAUUCCUAAUGAAAACAUUACAAAAUGUAUCCAUUUUUUUUUCUCUACAAGAAGUGAGGAAAAGAGGAUACUAGACAGUUUAAAUAAUAGCAGGAGCAACAUUUUUUCUUUACAAGCUAAUACAGGUUCUGUACAAAAUGUGAAAUGUUUGAAUCACUGAGUAGAUGUUUAGGUUAACCACUGUUUCUGAGAACUGCUUCCCAUGUGUGGUAUGAAGUUGACCAACUUCUGGAACCUGUGAACAGAUAUUUCAGUCCAGGAUUAUUGGUCUACAUCACAGUUCAUCUGCAUUUUUUGGUUUACCACUUCUGUUGAUAAAGUCUUGCCUUGAGUAUCUUCAGUAUAUCCUGAGCACAUAACCUGUUAGCAGAGCUCCUUUUGUAUGAAAUAUAUCCUUAUAUCAUGAUCCCAACCAUGUUUCACAGUUUGAGGCAGCCCUUAGAUGCAAAAAGAACAAUCUUGUAUCACCAGCACAUAAAUUGCCUCGUUUUCCUUUAGGCAAGUCAGUGUGUUACUUAGCAAACUGUAACUUCUUCACUGCGUUGUUUUUUGUUGUUUUUUUUUACAGUGGGACAUUAUUGUGGCUUGGCUUCACAUAAACAUCUUCUGAUUGUUACAGUACUUCACAGGUAACUCCGAGUACUGCUCUGAUCAACCCUGGUUUACAUUUUAAAGCACUGAGAUCAUUUUUUUACCCUCUCCAAUCAGCUUUUAAAUCAAAGUUUUCUGAUCUUCUGAAGCAUAUCUGGAACCAGCCAUUUUAUUCAGAUAGAAAUGCACCAAUACCAGCAUGAACAUCUGGUGCCUCCAUCUUUAGAUAAGAGCCAUCUGUUUGUUCAGGGAAUGAAUGACCUCCCUGAUGUCCAAACCAUUUUUUUAUUUUAUGUCCACAACUGCUGGUUUUCUAUAAUGCUACUAUACCUACUAGUAAAUUAUUUGCCAUGUAGAAAUGUCAUUUUUAUGAAAAGCAGGGAAUGAUCUGGCUAACUUUGGACUGCUGUUAUUUUAAAACACACCUGUGUGCGUUUCAUAAGUCUUCCUUUCACACAGAGCAAUUUAUUGUUUAAUCUCCUGUUUAUUAUGAGUGUUGCUUGAUUGUUUCCUUAGAAAGAAAAACUUUUUAUCCAAUUUGAAUAAAAAGCUAACUCUGACUGCACUGUUCAAUGGUUAGGAUUAAUUAGAAUGUAUGUACCUGACUGUUGUGAAGUGCCUUGAGAC